Molecule: messenger RNA, 3228 nt
Organism: Hibiscus syriacus
Lineage: Eukaryota; Viridiplantae; Streptophyta; Magnoliopsida; Malvales; Malvaceae
Product: formin-like protein 5
Exons: 6
Coding region: 69-2930 (953 amino acids)
Biological process (GO): actin cytoskeleton organization; actin nucleation
Molecular function (GO): actin filament binding
Source: RefSeq, a predicted model, not a curated record
GGGUUAUUUUCUCAAAUGAAAAGGAACCCUUUUUGUGCUUGUGAUGGUGUUGAUUAUAUAAGGAAAAGAUGGGUUUUUUAAGAACAAUUUGUUUUGUGUUUUCGGUAGCUCUGCUUUGUUGUUUAUCAUUGACUUCUAGCUUAGAUUACAGUAAGGUUGGAGAAGAAGAAGCAUUCCUUAAUCAAUUAGUAGAUCCAGCAACUGGGGAGAUUGAUGAGAAUCUGGCUGAGUUGUUAUGGAUAAGUUGCAGACAAGAUUUGAACGAUUUAAAUGAAGCUUUUGAAGAUCCGAACUUGUAUCUUCUGGGGCAAACACCCCGUACAACCAAUGAUAUUACUGCACAAAGUUACUCAUUAGAGGGAGCAAGUGUUCAAAAAUUGAUUAGCCUUCUCCAUCCCGAGUUAAAGCGAGCUCUUUCUGACUGCAUAAGAAAGAAUAAUCUUCCGUUUCAAGUAUCUGGAGAUGAUAGUGGCUUUAAGACUGGGUACACCAGAUAUUUCGAGUCAUUGUUUCACUGGCAUGAAGCUCCUAGAAGGGUUUUGGCUACUGAGAGCAUUGCCAUAGCCCCUGCCUCGAACUUAGGACCAUCCCCGGCUCCCGCCUCUUCUCCUAAUUCUGAAUUUCCUCGUUUGAGUCCAGAAAGUCCGGCAUCUUUGCCCUCUUUUUUCCCUAUACCUUCUAAUGAAGCUGCAAGUCCGAUAAAUGAUCUUCCAAACAAUAUAAGCCCAGCCAACAUGGACCCGAGACACAAGGGGACUGAUAACAGUAGAACAAUUAUUAUUGCUUGUGUUGUGACUGCAGUAGUAACAUCUGUUGCUGCAGCGUUGUUCUUCUUGUUAUGCUGUCGUAGCGGUUCUUCAGCUAAACAAAAUGAUGAGAGGCCCCUUCUCAGUUUAAGCUUAAAUGAAUUCUCCGGUGGUUCUCAUGCAUAUGCUUUUGGAACUAAUAAAGAAGAGAAGCUAGGUCAUCAAUCGUUUGGAAACGAAUCGAGCCCACAUAAAAAGGCCUCGACUAAUGGGGAUGUGUAUAUUCAAUCUAAUGCCCAACAACUCUCCUUUGAUGGGAAGUCAUCGUUCGGAGCUGUUGCUGCUGCCCCCAUAGCCUCAGCUGGAUCUUCUAAUAUAUCAGGCAAUACUAAGCCACCGCUACCACUGCCUCCAGGAAGGGUAGGCGCUUCCCGACCCGUAUAUCCUCCUUUGAAGCCUUCUCCGGGCAGAGCAGAUCCUCUUCCUCCGGAACCUCCUGCCCCAAUUAGAGCCAGUCCUCCACCACCUCCUCCCCCCAUUAGUGCCAGUUCUCCUGUGCCACAUCCCUUUAUGAAACCUCCUGCCACCAUGGCCCCCCGACCUCCUCCACCACCUAUGCCUCCUGGUGCUAAAUCCGGUCCUCGCCCACCACCACCUCCACCAGGUACCAGUCUCGGACCUCCCAGGCCACCUCCACCAAUGCCUUUAGGUCCCAAGGUGCCUCGACCGCCAAGCGGACCACAACGAACAUCAAAUGCUAUCUCUGGCGAGGGACCUGGCGCAGCAGACGAUGGCAACACUUCUAAAGCUAAAUUGAAGCCAUUUUUCUGGGAUAAAGUUGCAGCGAACCCUGAACAUUCAAUGGUCUGGAAUCAAAUUAAAUCUGGAUCAUUCCAGUUCAACGAGGAGAUGAUAGAAACCCUGUUUGGGUAUGCAGCCAUUGACAAGAACAAAAAUGAUAAAAAGAAAGAGACCUCUACCCAGGAAUCUGUGCCUCAGUAUAUUCAACUCCUUGAUCCCAAGAAGGCGCAAAAUUUAGCAAUCCUUUUGAGGGCGUUGAAUGUGACCACAGAAGAAGUUUGUGAUGCUCUUCGUGAAGGAAAUGAGCUCCCUGUUGAUCUCCUUCAAAAUUUAUUGAAGAUGGCUCCGACAGCGGAUGAAGAACUCAAAAUUAGAAUGUUCAAUGGUGAAAUUUUGCAACUCGGUCCUGCCGAGCGGUUCUUGAAAGUUUUGGUCGACAUCCCUUUUGCUUUUAAACGAAUGGAAACCCUGGUUUACAUGUGCUCUCUUUAUGAGGAGGUUACUUUCACAAGAGAGUCCUUCGAAACAUUAGAGAUUGCUUGCAAGGAGCUCAGAAGUAGCCGCUUAUUCCUCAAGCUUUUAGAAGCUGUUCUUAAAACCGGAAAUCGCAUGAAUGAUGGGACAUUCCGUGGUGGUGCACAAGCUUUCAAGCUCGACACACUUUUGAAGUUAUCAGAUGUUAAAGGGGUAGAUGGGAAGACCACACUAUUGCACUUUGUCGUCCAAGAAAUUAUACGCACCGAAGGCAUGAAAGCUGCCCGUAUUGCGAGAGAAAACAAAAGUUCCGUUGAUCUUGAGGAUGUUUCCCCAUAUCCGGAAGAGCACUACCAUGGACUUGGUCUUCAGGUGGUUUCUCGUCUGAGUAGUGAACUCGAAAAUGUCAAGAAAGCAGCAGCAAUAGAUGCCGAAACCUUAACAGGAACCACUGCCAAACUUGGUCAUGGACUCCUAAAAGCACGGAAUUUCUUGAACUCGGAGAUGAAAAAUUUGAGGGAAGAAAGUGGUUUUCAUGAAACCUUAAAGAGUUUUGUCCAGAAUGCAGAGGUUGACGUCACAUCAUUACUCGAGGAAGAGAAGAGAAUAAUGGCAAUGGUGAAGAACACCGGCGAUUAUUUUCAUGGUAAAGCACAUAAGGACGAGGGCUUACGAUUGUUCGUCAUCGUACGUGACUUCCUGAUAAUUCUGGAUAAGGUUUGCAAAGAAGUUAGAGACGCCCCAAGAAAGCCGGUAAAAGCACAUAAAAAGCAGGAGUCCAAUGCAUCAUCAUCUUCCUCCGAGUCCCGUUUUGCACCAACUUCCCCCGAUCCUCAUCAGAAGCUUUUUUCUGCAAUUGCUGAACGGAGGAGGAGCGACUAUAGUUCUAGUUCAGAUGACGAGAGUUGACGACAGUGUUCUUUAAACAAGGUAUGCUCAUUGUAUGCUGAAACUUCCGUUUUUUUUUUCGCCCAAUUGAUGUCAUUGGCAGUCAAAUCAAAAUGGGAAGCCGUCAAAGUGUUCGUGACGGGAUUUUUUCGAUAAAAAAGAAUAUAUCUCAAGUACCAGAAGAAAUGGGUUCAAAUUCAAUGAUAGAUUUCAUGUUCAUUGUCGAUUUCCCCAUCUUCUGCUCAUCUUGUGCAAUAUUUGUUGGAUAUUCAAGAUUCCUUCAUUUUUUGUUCCAUAAAAUCUACAUUCCUUUUGCUAA